Messenger RNA from Letharia lupina, 306 nucleotides. RefSeq lists its product as uncharacterized. The record is from RefSeq and is a predicted model, not a curated record. The transcript has 2 exons. Lineage: Eukaryota; Fungi; Ascomycota; Lecanoromycetes; Lecanorales; Parmeliaceae. The coding region runs from base 1 to 306 and encodes 101 amino acids.
AUGCUUGAAACCAGCUAUCAAGCGCUAGCCAGCGCAGCAAGCGGACCAACCGGCAGAGGCUGCGACUUUGUGGCCUCCGUUGAAUUGGACGACUUGCGACAGGAGAGAAUAAAUGCAAAGCAUCUCAUCCUCGAUGGCAUAGCGGCACCUCCGUCCAAGGCUUUGAGCUUGACUGACGACAACCUCAGCGGAUGGCCAAGGACUUACGAUGAUGCGCUUUCCAAUGAGGGGAUCCGCAGCAAGUGGGCAAUGCUGGCUGAUAGCGUUCUGGACGCGGAAGGGAAGGUCAAGAAGCCCGUGGAUUGA